Messenger RNA from Sapajus apella (tufted capuchin), 3422 nucleotides. RefSeq names its product target of myb1 like 2 membrane trafficking protein (gene TOM1L2). Bases 152 to 1462 code for a protein of 436 amino acids. The transcript is spliced from 13 exons. The record is from RefSeq and is a predicted model, not a curated record. Gene Ontology annotation, biological process: signal transduction. Gene Ontology annotation, cellular component: endosome; membrane. Gene Ontology annotation, molecular function: phosphatidylinositol binding; clathrin binding; ubiquitin binding. Lineage: Eukaryota; Metazoa; Chordata; Mammalia; Primates; Cebidae.
CGGUAAGAGGGCGGGGCUAGGGGACCUGGCCCUCGGCGUUCCAGAGGGUGGGGAGGGGGCAAGUGUCAGUCAGGACUGGAUCCCGGCGGGAUACAGAGGAGAUCUCGGUGGCAGACAGGGGGCCCGGGCUGCUGCGUAUUGUCCACCCAAGAUGGAGUUCCUCCUGGGGAACCCGUUCAGCACCCCAGUGGGGCAGUGCCUCGAAAAGGCAACAGAUGGCUCCCUGCAAAGUGAGGAUUGGACGUUGAAUAUGGAGAUCUGUGAUAUCAUCAAUGAGACGGAGGAAGGGCCAAAGGAUGCCAUUAGAGCCCUAAAGAAGCGGCUCAACGGGAACCGGAACUACAGAGAGGUGAUGCUGGCAUUAACAGUGCUGGAGACAUGUGUGAAGAACUGUGGCCACCGCUUCCACAUCCUUGUGGCCAACCGAGAUUUCAUCGACAGUGUUCUGGUCAAAAUUAUCUCUCCCAAGAACAACCCUCCCACCAUUGUACAGGACAAAGUGCUUGCUCUGAUCCAGGCAUGGGCUGAUGCCUUUCGAAGUAGUCCUGACCUCACCGGUGUUGUGCACAUAUACGAGGAGCUGAAGAGGAAAGGGGUUGAAUUUCCCAUGGCAGACUUGGAUGCUCUGUCUCCCAUACACACACCACAGCGGAGCGUCCCAGAAGUGGAUCCAGCCGCGACCAUGCCCAGGUCCCAGUCACAGCAGAAGACAAGUGCUGGUUCCUAUUCCUCGCCACCUCCUGCUCCCUACUCCGCACCACAGGCCCCGGCUCUGAGUGUGACUGGCCCCAUCACAGCCAAUUCAGAACAGAUUGCCAGGCUGCGGAGUGAACUGGACGUCGUUCGCGGAAACACAAAAGUCAUGUCUGAGAUGUUAACAGAAAUGGUCCCUGGACAGGAGGAUUCAUCUGAUCUGGAGCUGCUGCAGGAGCUGAACAGGACCUGCCGGGCCAUGCAGCAGCGUAUUGUGGAGCUCAUCUCCCGUGUGUCCAACGAGGAGGUCACGGAGGAGCUGCUUCAUGUGAACGACGACCUCAACAACGUUUUCCUUCGAUAUGAGAGGUUCGAACGAUACAGGUCUGGCCGAUCGGUUCAAAAUGCCAGUAAUGGAGUCCUGAAUGAAGUGACGGAAGACAACUUAAUAGACCUGGGGCCAGGGUCUCCAGCCGUGGUGAGCCCUAUGGUGGGGAACACAGCACCCCCAUCUUCCCUCUCCUCCCAGCUUGCAGGCUUGGACUUGGGGACAGAGAGCGUCAGUGGCACCCUCAGUUCACUCCAGCAAUGUAACCCCCGUGACGGCUUUGACAUGUUUGCCCAGACGAGAGGAAACUCCUUGGCUGAGCAGCGUAAGACGGUAACCUAUGAGGAUCCGCAGGCUGUCGGAGGGCUUGCUUCUGCACUAGACAGUCGAAAACAGAGCUCAGAAGGGAGCCGAGCUCUGUGUCCAUGUGGUGGAGCCUGAGCUGGAGAAAACGCAGAGAAGGAAAGAUGAUGAAAGCAGUGGGAACUUGGGCCUCUCCCUCCAGGUGGGGCGGGGUGAGAGGAAUACAUAACUGCCCCUAGUGUGCUAUGCCAGGCUGUGGCCGGAGGAAAGGCCAGCAGGCCCUAGACUGCAGGCAGCACAGGGGCCACCUGCUUGAGCAAAGUGUGACCAGUGAGCAGGAACUUGGGCCAUGCAGGACCACCCAGAGCCAUGGGGGUGAGGGGCAUCUGCCUGCCACCCAGCUUGGGUGGUGCCCUCUGCACAGCUCUGCUGUCAGCCCGGGCAGGUCUCCCGCCACCUGUGACAGCAGCAGCACACUCCUGCUCUGGGUGAGGAGGCAGUUCCUCCACUGCACCCCAAGCCUGUUCUUAGAGAGAUGCGCUGGCCCAGGCCUCUCAUUUGCUUCUUCAGGGACAGGCUGGGCUCUGGCCCACAUGUCGGGGCCCUUACAGCAGGGCUUCUCGAGAUCAUGUCCACUCAUUGGGAAGAUCCAGCCCACGUGUCCUUGUGCCUAUUUAUCCUGCAAAAAAGGAUACUGCCCAUACAAACUCCCGUGAGGGCAGCCUUGGCAGCUGGUGGUGGCGCCUGCCUCUGCCCACACAGACUGCCCCCCGCUGCCUGGUCCCCACAGACAGCUCCAGUCUCUAACUUCCCAAAAACAAACGUAACUAACAGCUAACCUGGUGUCUUGCCUGACUGACUGCAGUUUUUUUUUUUUUUGUCUUUACAACAACAAAUAUUAAUUGCUUUGCCUUAUUUCCCUUAGUGUAGAAACCUUGAGUCUUUUCAAACCUCCCAAGUACAAAUUCUUUACUUGGAAACUUUUUGUACUAUUGAGUGAGAUCAAAGGCGUUUAGACUUCGUCUCAGAGGGGUGGUACUUGAAGUGUCGUAGGAAGGGAUUCACAGCUUCUCUGGAAAUAGCAUACCUGAGCUAGAGAAAUUGUUCCUGUUGCAUUGAAAACUGCACAGGUGGGUUCCCUUGUGGGCCUGGGGCUGUGGGAAGCUGCAGAGGAGCAGCUGAUGGAACCCUUAUGCUCCUGGGUCUCAGGUGUGUGGAAGUUAACUACCACCACCAGGCUUAUUACCGGCUGAAGAGAAAUGAGGUCUGUCAACGGGCCAGCGCCGGGCGGCUCUCAGGGAGACUCCUAGGCUUGUGCUCUCUCUCCCUGGCCUCUCUAGUGUGAGGUCUUUUUGCCUCUUCUGGCUGCUGAUUAGCUUGGGGUGUCUUCCUUAUGCAGGGUGCAGCCAGGAAGAUACCCUCAUAAGUCAAAACAGGAGCAGUGGUAGGUUAGUAGAGUCUGCUGCUGCCAAAACCCAGGUGUGGGUUUGGAGGGCAGGACUCCCUACUCACACCUUGAGGCCCCCAAGGCUCCUCUUACUCUGGAAGGUUAAUCCUAACUCCUGGAGCACCAGACACCCCUCUCCCCCUUGGGCAGGCAACCCUCCCUCCUGAUCCCUGAGGCAGAGCUGCCCCUGCCUGCAGUUCCAAGUAAGAAUCAGCAGACAGUAGCGUGGCUCACCUGCUGCUCACAUCAAAACCUGUGGCUUCUGACAUCCCAGAUGCCUGUCUAUGGACUUUGAAAAUGGGCAGGGCUAGUCUAACCACUGCCUCGGCCAAGCCAGCCUGGCUGAGCUUCGGGCUGUAGGCUCUACUGGAGGGCUUUCCUGUGCUAGCUUCCUUCCCUUUUCCCUCUUCACAUGUCUUCUUCCUUUCUGUCCCCUCUUCCAACUCAUACUCUUCUUCAGAUCCCUCAGACCAGCCUUCAGCUUGGAUCAUUGCCCAAGAAAAUGCUGAAACGGUGGUACAUCAGGCUGGGCGCAGUGGCUCACACCUGUAAUCCCAGCACUUUGGGAGGCCAAGGUGGGCAGAUCACUUGAGGCCAGGAGUUUGAGACCAGCCUGGCCAACAUGGCAAAACCCCAUCUCUGCUAAAAAUA